AUGAACACCGCUGCAGUCAUGACACAUUCAGACGAAAGUACCACGUUACAAAAGAAUUGUUUUCACUCGUCAAAGUCGAUCCAGCAUUUACUUGAUAACAACAAAAAAUGGCGCGAGGAGUUAAUGCAACGUGAUUCCUCGCUCUUUGAUCGUACUGCAGAGGGCCAACACCCUCCAUAUUUAUGGAUUGGGUGCUCGGACUCACGUGUCCCUGCUGAAGAAAUCACGGGAUUGGAUCCAGGCGAGAUGUUUUGCCAUCGUAAUGUAGCCAACCUCGUUGUGACAAACGACGUGAACGUGCUCUCCGUUGUGCAGUACGCAGUCGAGUCGCUUAAUGUGAAGGAUAUUAUUGUAUGUGGGCACUAUUGCUGCGGUGGUGUGAAGGCUGCAAUGGAGAACAAGCACAUUGGAAUCUUAGAUACUUGGCUCCAAACUGUACGUGACGUCCACCGUGAGCAUAAGGCAGAGCUUGAUGCUUUGCCAACGGAGGAAGCGCGUUACCGUCGCACAGUCGAGCUCAAUGUCAUGCAGCAGUGCUUGAACAUAUUCAAAAUGAAUGUGGUGCAACAUCGCCUCGGACGUAAGGACCAGCCGAGUAUCCAUGGCCUUGUGUACGAUGUCAAGACUGGUGCACUGAAAGAGCUCGAAGUUGACUAUUGCGGAUACUUUGCUAAGCUCGUUGGUGUGGAUAGUCUCCAUGCAUUUCCAGACGGUGAACCUACCAUGGGCUUGGCUCACCGACGUCGUAACGCAAUCCUUGAUCUUGCAGAUGGUCUAGAAAAUGAACCUGGUAUGGUUCGGACUCGGUAUAUGGCUCGCAUGCUCAAGCGCGAGGCAGAUUUGUUCUCACCUGAAGAAGUGGACGAAGCCAUCGCAAGCAUCAAUGGGCAAUUGGAUGAUCCUAAUAAUUGUUUCAUAAACAUUAAACAUCUCAUUGCGUACUUUGCUCCCAUGACACCGAAACACGUCGAGUAG
Molecule: messenger RNA, 975 nt
Organism: Plasmopara halstedii
Lineage: Eukaryota; Oomycota; Peronosporomycetes; Peronosporales; Peronosporaceae
Product: carbonic anhydrase
Exons: 1
Coding region: 1-975 (324 amino acids)
Biological process (GO): carbon utilization
Molecular function (GO): carbonate dehydratase activity; zinc ion binding
Source: RefSeq, a predicted model, not a curated record